CUCUUUUGUGAAGUGGCAGCUGAAGGGACUCCGGUGCUCGCCAUGGCCAACGAAAAGCCCAAGGAAGGAGUCAAGACUGAGAACAACGAUCAUAUUAAUUUGAAGGUGGAGGCGCAGGAUGGUUCUGUGGUGCAGUUUAAGAGUAAGAGGCAUAUGCCACUUAGUAAACUAAUGAAAGCCUACUGUGAACACAGGAACUUUUCAUGGUUGGAAAUGGAGGAUGAAGAUACAAUUGAUGUGCAGCAGACAGGAGGUGGCUACUAAAAAGUGAACCUGCUACUUUACUCCAGAAUUCUGUUCCUCCAGACCAAGAAGACAUUCUAAAUUAGAAAACCGCAAUUAGGUUCCACCACAU
Molecule: messenger RNA, 355 nt
Organism: Balaenoptera ricei (Rice's whale)
Lineage: Eukaryota; Metazoa; Chordata; Mammalia; Artiodactyla; Balaenopteridae
Product: small ubiquitin-related modifier 2-like
Exons: 2
Coding region: 43-264 (73 amino acids)
Biological process (GO): protein sumoylation
Cellular component (GO): nucleus
Molecular function (GO): protein tag activity; ubiquitin-like protein ligase binding
Source: RefSeq, a predicted model, not a curated record